AUGCGGUUAUCACUUGCGCUGGUGGUCAUCUAUACGGUGUGUGGCCUGUUUGUGCUCGCGACACAGAUCUCCCAUGAAGCGCUCGGCAAUCAUGGAGAAAUCGCCGAUAUAGCGCCACGGGCCACAGACUCUGACGCUACCACUGCGGAGCCUACGAAGACAGAGACAGCCUCAGACGAGACUGAAACCGCGUCAAAUGAGGAACCAAGCGACCGCGAAACGGCAACGGCGACAGAGAGCACAACGACAUCAGCCACUGGCACCACAACAUCGCCGACGGAGACCCCCUCAGGACCGGUGAAGAAUGAAACGAGCCCCGUCGCACCCGGUUCUUUGCCUUUGAAGCCCGAAAUCACACCGGCUCUGGGUAUCAGCGGAUUUAUUCUUUUGACAACCGGCGCAAUCCUAGCGCUGAUAGGGAUACGGAAUCUUUGGGUUCAGGUCUUCCUUUCUACGGCGUUCUUGACCAGCCUGGGAGUAACCGUCCUGAUCGUAUAUGUAAUGAACCCACCCGUCCGGGUGGCAGUACAAGGGGCAUAUCUCGUGGCGGUGUUUUUCACCGGCAUAACAUUCGGCGCGCUGUCAAUCGUGUUCAAAGAACUGACCGAAGGGCUCGGCUGUCUACUAGGAGGAUUCUGCGUCAGCAUGUGGCUCCUUUCUCUGAGCCCGGGUGGUCUUCUCAAAGACUCGGGUUCCAAGAGCGGCUUCAUCGGUGCCAUCUCCGUCGGCUGCUACGCGAUGUCAUUCAGCCAAUACACGCGCCCGUGGGGACUGAUCGUGUCGACUUCAAUUGCAGGAGGCACGGCCGUCGCGCUUGGUAUCGACUGUUACAGCCGAGCCGGGCUGAAAGAAUUUUGGCUCUACAUCUGGGGACUCAACGAAGACAUAUUCCCGCUGGGAACGAACACUUACCCCGUAACGCGGAACAUCCGCGUCGAGCUCGCAGUAACCGUCAUCGUCGCCAUCCUGGGCGUAAUAUCACAGCUCCGGCUGUGGAAGAUCAUCCGCGAGAAGCGCCGCAAAGACGAAGAAGUGCGUCUGGAGGAGCAAAAGCGAGACGAAGAAUCGGAAGCCGAGACCGCGCGACAUCUAGAGGAGAAAAACAUACGCGAGCGCAACGAAUGGGAGACCAAGUACGGCGAUCCCAACUCCGUGACCGAGCUCCCCGACGACGAAGAGAAAUGCCGUGACCCCGCCCAGCUAAAUAAAGGGGAAAUGCAAAGUAUCUCGAGUUCCUCGUACUCCGAGAAAUCUCACCGGUGUUCCGACUGUCGGGAGAGAGCCGACAACGGCGAAUCCGCAUAUGCGUCUACUGAAUCCAGCAGCAGCAGCGGGUCAUCGAGACCAGAUACCUCGAGAGGCUCAGUGGACGAGAACGAUACUCCGCACGUCAAGGUCUUUGACGGGGCGGCCGCCUCCAAGAUCAAGGAUGACCGAGCCUCUGAGGUGACCGCUAUCCUUGGCUCAGACACAGCUACUAUCCGCUCGAAGCGUUUCUCCGGGAAGUCCUUCAAUAACCUGAGAAGGAUGUCCGUCAUGUCCAGAAACAGCAUGGGCCAGAUCUCCCAGUCUCGAGAGGCGCUGAUCUCUCGCGACGAUGGCUCCUCCGUCCAGGGUAUCGCGGACGAGGCCAGCGAUGCUGAUUCAGAGGUUCCUACAAUGGCUGCGGGGGAUCCUCGCGAGAUGAAGGAUGCCACCGAGGUUGAUAGGGAAGGUUCUUCCGUUUACUCCAAGGAGCAAGAUGCAGUUGGAAAAGUGGAAGCGGAAGGAUCUCCGAAAGAUACUGCUGGGGAUGGCGACAGUGCAGACACUUUGAAAGACACUUCCAAAGACACUCCCAAGGAAGAAAAAGUCGAACAAUCUUCUAAUCUUACACCCGAUGCGGCGGCCCAGCUCCUGUCAGAGGAGACGCAGCAAACCCCUCUAGACGACAACCCAGCUUCUGCGGACCAAGACAAAGCAGCGUCGAGCAAUAUCGACAAGGGAAAGGCCAAAGAGGUACUCGCAGAGCCUGAGUCCAUUGAUAAAACCUCCGAAGGUGUCAAGCAGGAAGAUACGGAACAAACUGCGUUAUCGGCUCCCAAAGGGGAGGUGAAAGCAAAAUCUAAGGAAGGCUCUCGGAAAGAAUCUAAAAAGAAGUCCAAGAGAAAUUCGAAGAAGGAAUCUAGGGAGGUAUCUGACAGUGGCUCCAAGGAACCCAAGUUGAACUCCAAGAAUGAAGACGAGGGUGAAGCCAGAGAGGAAACUAGCAAAGUUUCCCAAGAGGAGGCUGUGGAAUCAAGGAAGGCUUCAAAAGAAACCAAAGGAUCUCCAGAAGAGUCCGAGGGACUGAAAGAGGGGCCUAAGGGAACUUCCGAAGAGAAUUUCAAGGUCUCUAAGAAAGAGCACAAGAAAGCCAAGAAGCGAAGUCGAGCAGAGCCAUCCCCCAAGUCUACGCCAAUUGCAGGGCCGGAAGAUAAAAUCCAAAGUGAGGAUUCGUCGGCUGAGAAGAACAAGGCCGCCCAACACAAGUCCAGCUCGUCGGAGGAUAGCUCUACGCAUGCAUCGUUAGACGCCGAAAUUCCCCCUCCCCUAAAGCCACGGAAGACCUCAUCUUCCAAGGUGAAAGGAAGUGAAAAGAACCAAUCUUCUUCGUCAUACCCGAAGACUGCGAGCAAGCAGAAGAAAGAAAAGCCCCAAGCACCGCCAAAACUGGAUACGCAGACAGUCAAUCACUUGCCUCAGCGGUCUUCGAGGGUUGUCCAAUGCUAUCGGACGAACGAAUGGGCAAAACACCUGGCCGACGCGGAAGCCCCAGAGCUAGAACCUAUUGAGCCGGUCCAUGAGGGCGAUCCAGACACCCCAGACGAUGCGGGAGAGGCGGCUGCACCGGUCCACGUCGAGGAGCUACUACAAACGCCGCUGAAUGCACAGCCUCCGCCCGCUGUCGAACUCCGGUCCCCAUUGGCAAGGGAAACUUCUAACGCAAACGAAGACAGCCGAAGGUCUAGCGACUCCCGUCGGCACUCUUCAACAAAGAAACGACGAGGAUCUGUUGUACAUUUCGUGCCAACGACUCAUCUCUCCCAGGUGUCAGUUCCCCAGCCACCGCUCGUGCAAACGAUAGCAGAUGAGCCAACGCUAGGCGCGGCUUCUCCUCCGGCAGACCCAUCCAAAGAGGAGAACCAGUCUGCCAAACCGCAGUGGAAAGGGCCCCCGCCGCUGAUUGCGGUGCGCGAGGGCAUGAUGCGUAAUCGGCUGUCCUCGUUCUCGCUCCAUGCCGACCCCUGGUCUUCGCGGAGCAGCCCCGGACAGUCACCGAUCAUGGAGUCUCCGCCCCCGCCCCCUCCAGUCCGACACACCUCCACCACAUACCCGCCGAUCCCCGAAGAAGCAGACGACCUGCCACUGUCGCAGCGCCGGACGAUGCUCCACCAGCGCACCUCGGUGAUCAACCCCCUGAUCAACCCAUUCGUCAACGUUCCGUACCAGCCGCAGCCACGCCGCAGCAGUCAAAACAGUGGUAUGUCCCCUGGGACUCAGCCCCCAGCGAUGGCCGCAUUCCGAGAAUCCGUCCGCGAAGACCUCGAUGACAAGUACGCCCCUCUCGGGACCACGCCGCCGAAGGGGCCCUCCAACCGCAGCGCCUCGGCCCCGUUGGGACAAUCCCUGCGCAAUGCCUCAUCGCAGAGCAUCGGAAGCAUGGCUGGCGACAUGAGCGAUCUCCACCGCGAGGCGAUGCGCCGGAUGCAGGCGCAAGCGAACCGCAACAACACGCUCUCCUAUCCCGCUGAGUCAGCAUCUCCUCCAUCUGCUUUUGCUUCAUCUUUGGGCUCUUCUCCUUCCCCCUCCUUCACCACGGCGUUCCCCGAGUCUUCCUCUUAUUUCCCACCUCUCGACCCGCUAUCUCCCUUGUCGGAAGCGGCGUCGUUCUCGUCCCCCUCGAAUCGGUAUCAUCAACGGGUUCGUCCCCCGCCCGAAACCGCUGAGGCUUCGUGCUCUCGCCUGCCCCCGCGCGGUACCCGACAGUCGCGCCGUCGCUCGAUCGAGUGCCACUCGGUAUCAUCCUCGUUACGCACGUCCUCCCGUGAUCCCUCUCUUCCGCGGCGCAAGAAGUCUUGGGUCUCGUCCACCCCGAUCCUACGGCCUCCCGCCGUCCGACUCGCCAACCCCGUCAACUACGUCCCGCGGAUCACCCCCGUCAUCGUUCCCACCCACGCGCCCUUUGAUAUCUCCGACGAGGAUCUCCCGCUUGAGUCGCAUCGGGACGCCCAUCCGCUCCUGUCGAUCCCCGAGCGGCGUCGCAGUCGAAUCACCCCGUCGCCGAACAGCCUAGUGGUGGAACGCAGCCAGGGGGAGACCGAGAGCGGCCGCUCCAGCAUCGCCUUGCCUCGACGGCAACGGAGGCACAGUGGCGCAUUUGCACGCGACGACCGGUGGGCCCCAGAAGAGAUGUCGGCCCCUCAUGCGAUGAGUCCGGACACACAGGGCUUGCGCCCGCCGGACCGGGCGCAUCUGGGCGCGGAGCUUCCGGCCGGUCCCCCGGGGCCGCCGCUAGAGGACCGCCCGCGACACGUUGCGUCGCAGGCCUCGCUCCGGUCGAAUGCCCCGAUCGCAUCGAUCCCGUCCCACACGGCCCCGGUCGGCGAAGCCGACGUCGCGGAGGAACUGGCCUGGGGACCCGCCCAUCCGUGCUUCCCGCACUUCAACCCGCACGUACCCAUCGGAUCGCAGGAGUACGAGACGACUCGGAUUAUCCGCAUCCGCCGCGACUGGAUGAUCAAGGGCGAUCUGGCCCCGACGUUCUCCAAUCUGUAUCCGGAAAUCCUCGACCCGCUCAUCCCCGACCAGGAAUUCCGCCGGAUCAUCGGCACCGUCAAUGACGCGCUGGUCCAGGCGUUCGACCCGUUCAGCCUGCGGAACUGGGUGGACGGGGUGGUGGGAUUGUUGACGGGCUGGGUGUGGGAGGAUCUCGGGGCGCCGGCCGUCAAGAGUCACCUCCAGCGGGUGGAAGACUGGCUGGAGAAUUGGAACCGAGAAGUGGGUGAAAAGGACGGGGUGCAUAUCUGGAGUCUCCGACGAUCAGCGUACAUGAGCUUGGAUAUUCAGAUUCCCGAUCCCAAGGUGGGCAUCAUUCCGACGCAGUCCAUUGCAUCGCGGCCGGGGAGUGCGAUGUAA
Molecule: messenger RNA, 5157 nt
Organism: Aspergillus candidus
Lineage: Eukaryota; Fungi; Ascomycota; Eurotiomycetes; Eurotiales; Aspergillaceae
Exons: 6
Coding region: 1-5157 (1718 amino acids)
Source: RefSeq, a predicted model, not a curated record